UUAUUGAAGCCUGAUCCCGUCAUUUCUUUUUCUCAGACGCUAUCGUGGGGCGGUCAAAUGGACGGAACCAGACUCCACUAGCACUUCUUGACACGUCCUGCUUGUACUUUUCCGUGGUUGCGCCUUGGGAGGCAAACGCAAAACGUGCAACAAGAUUGAUUGGAUUCGAGUUGCCAACCGACAUCUCCAGCCAAGCUGUUGUUCGCCGUCCGGUCGACGACAGCGACCGGCCCCCGAAUUGGAUGGACGGGAUACUCGUCGGCGGGGACUGGUUCCCGAGACCUAAUACCUCCGCAAUCCUAUUCGAAAAACAUGUGGAAGUGUUCAUCGACGGGCCCCGCACCAGACAAUUUCGUACUUAUUUCUAGCGGAAGUGGCUCACGGAUAUCAUCUCGCUGCCGCUCCAUUCCAUGUCAGAUCACUUGCAUAUUCUGCUCGUCACCUUUCCUGCGUGGGGCCACAUCCGCCCUCUCUGCGCCCUCGGCAGUCGGCUGGCUGCGGCGCAGCCGAAUGUGCUGGUGACCAUCUUCACGACGGCCGCGUUCUACGAGAAGAUAUGUGCCGAGGUUGAGGGGCAUUUCCUCACCGAUAAGGAUGGUUGUUAUUCUCAUAUCCGCGUGGUCUCUAUCGUCGAGGCAACAGCGAUUCGACCCUCGGAGCUGGUUGGACGAUUCGGUGAAGCAUAUCCAGCGGCGUAUGAGCGCCUGUUUCGUGGGGAGGAGGUCAUCUGCACGAGGACGGGUAUCGUCGGGGGCACGAUCCCUCCCCCCCGGGCCAUCAUCAUGGACUUUUUCUCGGUCAUGCAACUGCAUCAGACACGCGCCAUCAGUGGACCCUGCGUCCCGAUUUUCACACUGGCGUCGUGCAGCACCGCUGCUCUGGUUCGCCUAUUCGGGCCUGAGGAAAUUGGUGGGUUGGGCGAUUUUGGCGCGAGGACAGAUGCGGAGGCUUUGCGGACGGGUAAGGUAAAUCGACAGCGGAGAUUGGAGAUCAGGUACAUCUUCAAACAUACAGAUGGUUCGGUCAUUCGCCUGCCCGGUAUUCCUCCGAUGUAUGAUUAUGAGUUUUUCCCGCAGACGCUACCCUGGGAUAUACCCAUGGCCCCCAUAGUAAGGGCUGGCCACGAAAUGUUUACGCGUUGCGACGGUGUGCUGAUAAAUACUUGUCGGGCAUACGGUUCCGAGACUCUAGAUGCUCUAGAAUCCUGGGUAGUCUCCUCCCUGGAAAAACCGCUCUUCCCAGUGGGACCUCUUCUCCCGGCGACACACGGCCGAGAUGCUGACUGCGAGAAUUUCCUGGAUAAUGCUCUGGCUACCUCCGGCCCUCGUUCAGUCGUCCUGAUCUCAUUCGGAACCCUCUUUUGGCCGCGAGAUACUGCUCAUCUCGAACAGCUAGUGGAUACAUUGAUUGAGAUGAAUUUCCACUUUAUCUUGGCGCAUGCAUCCUUCGCAGCGCGAGUUCCACACUCGCUAACGGAGAGAAUCGCUGCCUCGCCGCUUGGAAUGUCGACUGCUUGGUGCCCCCAACAACUGAUCCUCACGCACGCAGCAACAGGAUGGUUUGUCACACACGGCGGCCACGGCGGGAUCACCGAGUCGCUCUCAGCUGGGGUGCCGAUGAUCGUGUGGCCGUUUGACGGAGACCAGCCCACGGCCGCAGUCCUGCUCUCGCAGGUUCUCGACGUCGCCUUCCACCUCAUCGAGAUCCGAUCGGGUGAGAACGGGAUGCGCCCUAUGUAUUCCGGCCAGCAGCCUUCCGGCGCGGUCAAGGAAGAGUUUGCGCGCGUUUUGGCCGCCGCGAGAGAGGGAGAGGGCUUGCGGAAAUGGGAAAACGCGCGCAAGCUUGCGACCCAGUUUAGGCUUGCCUGGACAGAGCAGGGUGAGGCGACCAAGACAAUCGCGUCGUUCCUGCGGAAGAUUUCCCUGUAGUUGACGCGCUGUCAUCAUGCGGAGGGGCUUCCGCAGGUGACUCACGCGAGAUGUGUGGCUGCAGGUACAUACGCAUACAGGGCAUGGCUCCCCGCUGUAGAAUACUUUACACGCUGGACGCACAAAAGUCUUUAUUCCCAGUCCACUGGAAAGUGACCCAGGAGUCCAGGAUAGCUUCUAUCGGACGGCGGGGCAUAACACCAUCCUCUGUGGUCGCGAACUGAACCAGUGUGAAAUAAAGCACGCGCAUAUCCGCCUCCAUAGCUUCAGCGUCCGCGAUACUGAGUUGGGCAAUCUCGGAGAGAGUACGAGAAAUAGUCGAGGCAUCAUCGUCGGAGAGUGUCCUUCACGGGCGAUGAAUGAAGGCCUCCAGCGUCCCUCGAGAUACGAGCAAGGGAGCGAUCAACGCCAGAAGAACCCCCGGCCGAAAUCCCUGAGUCUUCGCGGUCGCUGUAUGCGCCGAAGCUGCCCAUUUCAGAGACCUCCCCCAGCUUCCUCCCAGCCUGGAUGCUCCGCGCCUUCCCCCUCUGCUAUGGCCUCCCAUCCAGACCGUCGGCGUCGUGCAGCCCGUACGUAUCGUGCAACGAAGCGACCGGCGCGGUCGUAUGCCUGCUUCCUGUGCUGUCCGUGUGACCAACGACUGGGCUCCAGCCAGUGUCCGUGUGUGUCUGCGUUGUCGGGCGUUCCGCGAACGAUGAGGCGGCGGUUUGAAAGCGUGUGCGGGGUCCCUGGUCCGCCACCCUCUAGAGUCGACUCGAUCGGUGCAUGUGCCGUUCCCGAUGCUGUGGCCUGCAGAGCAUCGUGCGCCUUGCCAGGAGCUGAGCUUCAGGAACAAGAACGGGGAAGGUGAUCGGGUGACAUCAACUGGUGGGGCGACAGUGUGCCGUAGAAAGGUUGGCAAGAGUUGCACGAGGUUGGAUUGCAGGGUGCCAACCAGACGACGCGAAUGGAACAGAGAGGAGAUAGUACAACGUAUGAGAUAUUUUGAGACGUUGUACAGGGCCAAUAAGACGUAAGACAAGGAUAUCAGGAGUGUAACGGGAACUGAGUUGUUGGGGCGGGCAAAACAUGAUUCGACCCAGGUUCGAACUGAGGACCGCCUGUGAACAAUUCCGAAGAAUAUGUUAGACAGAAGUGAUAACCAACUACACCAUC
This is a messenger RNA of Mycena citricolor, 3083 nucleotides long. The record is from the annotation of a GenBank genome assembly. Lineage: Eukaryota; Fungi; Basidiomycota; Agaricomycetes; Agaricales; Mycenaceae.